AUGUUUAUAGGUACUACUAGUGGAGAUGUUUGGGGAAUUGAAAAAUCUAGCAAAGUUGUUGCUAAUAGAAUAAAAGAUUUGGCCAGAUCUGUGCUUUUGUACGUUGACGAAUUUGAUAGAGAACGGGG
Molecule: messenger RNA, 128 nt
Organism: Racocetra fulgida
Lineage: Eukaryota; Fungi; Glomeromycota; Glomeromycetes; Diversisporales; Gigasporaceae
Source: the annotation of a GenBank genome assembly